CCCCCGGUCCUCGCGUCGCGCUUGCGCUCGGCUUCUUCACGGCUCCACGCCCCCGCCGUCCCCGACCGGCACCAACCCAACGCUCACCUCGCUUCCCCUCCCCUCCUUUUCCAUUGCCCACCAAUUGAUAGCCCACCUCACCUCACCUCACCUCCGCACCCGCAGUUUCGUGCACCGCACUUCACCCCCACCCACCUCUCCCCCUCAAAAACUGCCCACCCCACCCGCCGACGAUCGCGAUCGAUUCGAUUCGGAGGUGGGAGCGGCGGACAGGGGAGGCCAGAUCCGGCUGCCGCGAUGAUGAAGUCGCUGCUGCCGCAGAGCGGGCUGCGGCGCUCGUCGGCGGCGACCGCGCGCUCGUCGGGGGUGGCCGGUGGCGGCGACGUGGCGGGGGCUGACGGCGGGGGCGCGGGUGCUCGGGCGCCCGCCUCGUCGACGUUCUGGUUCCUGCUCCACGCGCUCUGCUGCCUCAUCUCGCUCUUCCUCGGCUUCCGCUUCUCGCGGCUCCUAUUCUUCAUGCUCUUCUCCACCACCGCGCUCUACCGCUCCACAACCUCCUCCCCCGCCGCCGCGGUCCUGCGCGCCACCACCACCACCACCACCACUACCACCACCACCACCACCACCACCAACACCUUCACGCUGUCCUUCGCCGACGCGAACCCUCCCCCCUCCUCCCCCGCUAACUGGACCACCCUGGAGGCCACGGCGGCGGACAAAGCAGGGACGUCUGGAAACCCCCAGAGCCACGUGGUGGUGGGGCGGCACGGGAUUCGGAUCCGGCCGUGGCCGCACCCGGACCCCGUGGAGGUGAUGCGUGCGCACCGGAUCAUGGAGCGUGUGCAGGAGGAGCAGCGCCGCUGGUACGGCGUCAAGGAGCCGAGGCAGGUGCUCGUCGUCACCCCGACCUACUCCCGCGCGUUCCAGGCGCUCCACCUCACCGGCCUCCUCCAUUCCCUCCGCAACGUGCCCUACCCACUCACAUGGAUUGUCGUCGAGGCAGGUGGCACGACCAACACCACAGCGUCCCUCCUAGCGCGCUCCGGACUCACUUUCGUCCAUAUCCCCUUCCCUGACCGCAUGCCCCACGACUGGGCAGAUCGCCACGCCACCGAGAACCGGAUGCGCCUCCACGCUCUGCGGGUGAUCCGGGAGAGGAAGAUGGAUGGUGUAGUUGUGUUUGCGGAUGACAGCAAUGUGCACACCAUGGAGCUGUUCGAUGAGGUGCAGAAGGUCCAGUGGAUGGGUGCGGUGUCCAUGGGUAUCCUUGCGCAUACUGGAAUGGCUGGCAAAUCACGCCUUAGCGAAGAGGACAAGCAGAAUAUGCCUCUUCCAGUUCAAGGCCCUGCUUGCAACUCCUCUGGGCACUUGGCUGGAUGGCACACGUUUAACUCAUUGCCGUUUUCUGGGAAGACCGCGACAGUUGUUGGCGAGGCGGCAGCCCCGGUGCUACCAAGGGGUUUGGAGUGGGCUGGCUUUGUGUUGAACUCGAGAAUGUUGUGGAAGGAUGCAGAAGGAAAGCCUGAUUGGGUGAAGGAUCUUGAUGCUGUGGGUGAGAAUGGGGAGGAAAUUGAGAACCCACUUACUCUGUUGAAUGAUCCGUCGUCUGUUGAGCCAUUGGGGAACUGUGGGAAGAAGGUCCUACUGUGGUGGCUCCGUGUUGAAGCCCGGGCUGAUAGCAAGUUUCCUCAGGGGUGGGUAAUCGAGCCACCUUUGGAAGUUGUUAUUCCUGUGAAACGCACUCCAUGGCCUGAAACCUCCACUGAGCUUCCAUCCGAGUUGUUGGAUGCCAAACAAGACCAGGAGGAUAGGCGUUUGUCAAGAAAAAACAAAUCAUCUCGGCCCCGAAGCAUGACAAAACGGAAGGGUGACCUUCAAGGGCAAGAUAACUGAUGAGAAAAUGUAUUGGCCUUGUAAUGUAUAUCUUACAUUAUCUCACACCUGGGAAGUACAGUAGGAAGCAUGUCCCGUUGGUGGCGUGUUUAUUUUUGUGAUGUUUUGCUCAUGCGGCAAUGGUCCAUAUAUGGAUAUGUCUUCUGUAGAAGGCGCACUUUUUUCCGUA
Phragmites australis (common reed) is the source of this 2062-nucleotide messenger RNA. Its product is annotated as probable beta-1,4-xylosyltransferase IRX14. The transcript is spliced from 3 exons. Gene Ontology annotation, molecular function: xylosyltransferase activity; galactosylgalactosylxylosylprotein 3-beta-glucuronosyltransferase activity. The record is from RefSeq and is a predicted model, not a curated record. Gene Ontology annotation, cellular component: Golgi membrane. NCBI's taxonomy places the organism in Eukaryota, Viridiplantae, Streptophyta, Magnoliopsida, Poales, Poaceae. Gene Ontology annotation, biological process: plant-type secondary cell wall biogenesis; glucuronoxylan biosynthetic process. Bases 298 to 1893 code for a protein of 531 amino acids.